Messenger RNA from Styela clava, 10982 nucleotides. RefSeq names its product putative E3 ubiquitin-protein ligase HERC1. The record is from RefSeq and is a predicted model, not a curated record. Gene Ontology annotation, molecular function: ubiquitin-protein transferase activity; protein binding. NCBI's taxonomy places the organism in Eukaryota, Metazoa, Chordata, Ascidiacea, Stolidobranchia, Styelidae.
UUCCAGACCACCAAGUAGUCGUUCAAUUAGUACGAUAUCAGUUCCGAAAGAUGAAAAAGAUUUUGGGAUGAGAAAAAGCAGAAAAACAAGAUCAGAUCAAACAUUGAAUCCUGCAUAUCUUACAAAAGAUUCAUUUGAUCCUUCUCAUAUACCAUGGCAAAAAUGUUGCUUCCAUCAAGAUCUUCUUCAUUUGGAAGUGACAAAAGUCGAAGGUCUAAUGUACAGAAAAGAACAGUGUGUGAUAAGACCCUUGAAAGGAUAAUCGAAUUCUGUUGCGCUGAUGUAAUCAGUCCAACUGCUCAUUUUAUUGAGGACUCAACUCAGUCAGCCACAGCAGUUUCCUCUCAAGCAAACAUGCCUUGGUAUCAUCAUCGUGAUCCAUAUGAGGAUGACACUCUUGAUAUUGAGUUUUGUAUUCGAGCUCCACUCCCAACAAACGACAUUCUCAGAAAAAUGAUGCAGAGUCAUGAGAAACGAGCAGAGGCGAGGACAAUUUCACUCAAACAAAUUCUAUCAUUACUUCAAUCUUGUAGCAGUCAAGACAAAAGAGCAGAGACACCUCUUACUCCUUCAGCAUAUUUGUCGAUGAUGUCUGGCUGUUUUGGAGUCUCAAGCAUAAAGUCAGACACUGUUCAUUUGCCUCCUUCAAAGCCUUUGAAAGAUUGUCUGAAUGAUAUAACAUGUAGUGAUGCUGAGAAGCAAAGGGAAGUUCAAGAUUUGACAAAUCGUAUCAGAAACUGCCUGCUCGGCUGUCUUCAUGAUUGCAUCAGUCAGUAUAAAGAUCAACACGAAGUUGAAAGCUUAAAGUUAGCAUUAACUUGUAUCGGAAUUCUUGGUGUAUCCAAAUGCAAACCAAAUGAUAUUGAAAAAACAGCAGAAAAAUCAUUGGAAAUUUUAAAAACAAUUGGAGUCGCUGAUCUUAGUGUAGAUGGUUCUGAACUUCCUUAUGAACUUUUACACUCAAUUAUUUCUUCUCACACCACCUCACUCACGAUUGAGAAAAAGCAGAAAGUUUUGUUGAGUGUGAGUGCAGGAAUAUAUCUGCAAACGUUAUCUAUGACUGCAAGUGAGUUUUCUUCACAAAUCUCCUGUGACAAUACAUUGGAACCUAUUCUAGCAUUGCUGUUCUCUCGUGUUGAAGCUUUAUUUAGAAGUGUUGGUGGAAUCAUUCCACAACCAGAUAAUGUAUUGAAGGAUUGUUUGACAGCUCAUCAACAAAACGUCAAAAUUAGAAAAAGGCCGAAUUGUCAACCAAAUUAUUUGCAACAUUUCCAAGAGACUGCACUUGGAGAUUUUCUGGUUUUUAUUCGUCAUCUGCUAUCGACUACUACAGUAAUUUCAUCUCUUACCACUCCGCAAUGGACAGGCCUACUUCUAGCAAUAGUAGGACAACUAAACUCCGCUGGUGCAGUUGUUAUUAACAGUAUGAGAGUUCGUCUUCUUGCAUUGAGAAUACUACAUAUAACACUACCUACUUGGAAACAUGGACCAGUUCCUGCUGUAUCACCAGUAAAAUCAUGCAGCAAAAAUAUAAUGGAACACAGCGAAGAAAAUAUGUACAGAGUUUUGCAAUCGAAAGGAAGUAGUCUUAUCAUCAAAAAACUUUUUGAAGUUAUUUCAAAUGAAUAUUGGGUUUCUUUACCUGCUUCAAAAAAACCAGUUCAAGAAGUUUUUCAGGGAAAAGAUCAAACAUCGUUAGAUCAAUCUGAAACAGCAAGUUCUGAAGAUUCACCACAAUCACUUACUGACUCGAUGUUUUUUACUGAAUUGACUUUUGACCUUGAGAAAAGCUCUAGCACAACUAUAGAAGAUGGAACCAUUGUACAGCACAGUUCAGAAGGAAGAGCUUUUGCCAUGACUAAAACUGGAAUAUCGCAAGGAUGCUGUGAAUGGAAGUUUACGGUUGUUCAUGAAAACCCUGGCAAUGAAGGAACAUGUGUGGGUGUGUCACUUCACCCUGUGCAGGAUUGUCAAUAUAGAACUACCAAUGAAAUGUGGUUAUACAGAGCAUACAGUGGGAAUCUAUAUCACGGAGGAGAACAAAGUAAAAGACUGGGAGGAUUCAGCAUAAAUGACGUUAUUACUUGCAUACUUGAUACAGAGGCUAAAACAUUAAGCUUUGGAUUGAAUGGAGCAGAACCACAGGUUGCUUUUGAAAACAUUGGAAUACAACCACCGCCAUCAAAUUUCACAAAUCCAAGAUCUGAUCUCGAUUCUCCCCCUGAGUUUUUUCCAUGUGUUGUCUUUUAUAGUUGCAAUCCGGGAGAGAAAGUACUGAUUUCUGAUUUGAAAAUGAGGGGAUUGCCAGAAGAUCUUCAUCCUGGGGAUCCAGUUUGUUCUCCAAAACACACAGUGCUUGCAGAGGAAUGUGUUCAGCUGAUCCGUCUCCUUCAUAACAAUGACAAUAAUGGCAAAUUAUCACUUUAUCAUCACCAUCUGUUAUCUGAUUCAAUUUACUCUUGGUCAACAAUUGUUAAUAGUGAAAUUCUUGAAAGGAUGGAAGAGUUGAGGAAUGUACCAUCUGAAGAUGAUAAGGAUAUAUCACAUAAAGAUCCUGAUGAAGUACAAAUACUUGAAUCAAAUUCAAAUGUUGCAAUUAGUAAUGUUCUUUGUCGCCUGUGGCCAGUAUUGGCUUUGCUUGGUGGACUGGAUAGCGGUUUGAGAGUUGGUGGAAAGUGUGUCUAUUUUCCCCUACAAUCUCAAUCUCAUGUGCUUGGAGUUGUGAGAAAUCAUCCAACUGUAAUUAAGCUGUAUACUGACGAACAGGAUCCUCCAUACCCUGAUAGCACAUCAUCUCGAUUACUUCCGCAAAGUGGAGCAGAUUUCAAUUUUGAAAAUUUACCAUUACUAAGUUCAUCGAUUCUAAUAAAUCUCGCAAAAGCCGCUGGAGUAUUGGAAACACCAAAGAAUAAAUCUUCAAAACAGGUUUCCGCAAAGCAAUCAAAGGAAAGUAUAAAAAUUGAAUCGGACUUGGAUUCUGAAAUCGCGAAAGAAAUGGACAAUGAAUAUGAUAUUACUGAUACUAUGAAAGGAUUAGAAGCUGAAAUUGAAGAAAAUGAGAUUCCCGCUGCUAAUGACGGAAAUCUUCAACCUGAAUCUUCUAACACGUCUUUUGAAACUGCGGAAAGUUCAACCGAUGAAGAAUCCGUCAUGCAAGAUAUUGUAUUACAAAGUUCUGCGAUCAAAUGUCUUUGUGCAUUAUUGGGUUCACGAAGAUACAUUGAACUUUUGUUGCAUCCAAAAAAGAAGAAAUCUGAGGAAGAUAAUGAGAAUAUUUCAGAUAAAGAUAAAGAAAUCGGAACCGAAAAUAAAGAUGGUGAUCUUGAGAAUGACAAUGAUAAAGAACAUGACUGGAGUAAUAAGGACCUUCGCAACACCGUGCAGUUCAUUGUAUCAAAGAUGGUAAAUCAUGCAUUGGACAAUGCUCCUUUGAUCAACUUCUCAUCAAGACAUCUACCUGAUCUAGACCGAGCUAUAUCUGUUCUUUCGAAGGUGACCUGUAAUUCAACAGCUCAAGAGGAAUAUGUUACAUUGUGGGAAAAUGUUGGUUUAAGAUCUCAACAAGAUUCGUCUUCAACUCAAGCUAAUGAUUCAAAUCAAUCUCGAUCAUCAAUAUCUGCUUGGAGAAGAGAAAGUUUUGAAGAAAGUGAUGAUGACGACGAAAUACAGUAUUUUAUGAGUAAUGACACAUUUUAUCGGGGAAUGCUGCCAUCUGGUGGACCCACUCAUCGUGCAAAUAAUCAACGUCCAACAGCUACUGCUUCAAGAAGUUCAAGGAGGCAAAGAGGAGCAAGUAGUGUACAUGCAGCUAAUUCUUCAUCUACACCCACCUCAAGCAAUAGAACUGAUGCAAUGAGCCCCAGGCGGGGUAGAACAGUUUUGCAAAGGAUUCGACGACGUCAUGCACCGUCCGGCCUUCUUCCUCUCGGUCUUCUGCCUCCUCAAGUUCGUCAUACUUCUCCACCUCCUCUUGUGCAGACUACAAGCCCGACUAUGGAAAGCAAUACUGAAGAACCUUGUCGCGUUGCUUUGUUAUCAGAACUAACUAAUCCUACGAGAGGUACAUCCACAUCAGAGCAAAACCAGAGACAACCUGGAACAAGCGGAACAUCUGCUCGUACUAAUGAAACCAUGAAUUUAACUCAAACUUUAUCAGAAAUGGGAUUUUCUGACAGACAUAUUAGAAGAGCCAUAAAUGAAACAGGAGUCAAUUCAUCUGCAAAUGCCCACAAUGCAACUGUUCUGGCGACAUGGAUGAUCGAACAUCCACUACUUGAAGAAGAAGAAGAUGAUGAAGAAGAACAACAGCAGCAGCAAGAAAAUGAAGAGGAACCUUCAGAAAAUCAGGAAGAGUUUACUUUACCAACCGGUGUAUCCGCUUCUCAUGAAACAGCGCGUGGAAUGCGAAAUGUUCUCGGACAAAUUAUUGAUGCUCAUAGAAGUAGGAUGGCAACCAGAGAUCGUAGAUCAGAACAAAAUCAGCCGUCUCAACAAUCAAUCAAUCGUAUGACUGGCAUCAUGUCGGAAACCAUAAGGAGAAUAUCAGACAAUGCUGAAAGUAUGUUACAGGAAUUAAGAAGAAGACGUGGACCUAUGUGGAGUGCAACGUCACAGGGACAGCCUGAUACUUCAGCUACUAAUUCACAAGGAAAUAAUAAUGAAAUUUCUGGUAAUGGGGAAGAAUACUUUCAAGGAUUACUUGAUGAAGAUGUGCAAGGAGAUUCUACCAAGUUAGAGCAAGUCCAGUCUUUAGCUAAUAUGUUCGGAAAGACGAAAGAGUUAUCUGACAUCAAAAGAAAAAGAAAAAGCAACAAUCAAACUGGAAAUCCUACAGAGUCUAUAAACGAAACUGAACUGGAAUUUGAAGAUCUUUAUACAUUACUUGAUUUUAACAAACAGAAACAAAUUCCACCUUGUUUGAAAUUCACAUCACCUGACCCUCUUGGAUCCGCAGUAGUCAUUGAAGAUGAAAAUAUGACUUCGUUAGAAGGCAGCAUUGCAGCUCUCAGUGGCAGCAAUGACAAUAAAAAGAAGUCGUCUAAUUGGCCGUCCUAUGCACUGGCUCAUGGUGUUGCAAUAUUAAAAUCUUCUCAGGAAAGAGAAUUGGCUGGAAAUAACAUUGUCACAACAAUGAGAGUGUUGUUAUGUCGCAGAUUGAUUACAAAAGUUCUUUCUCUUCUUACAUCAAGCCGUUCAUCAUGUGACUUCCCUGGCGGCCUUUCCGCUCUUGGAUUAGAUGACGUCGGAUUGAUUGUGAAGUUGAUGUGUCUGACUGCUUCUGAUGGGUCUGUUGGUGAAAAUAAUUCAACAAGUUCAGAGGAUGUCGACCAAACAUUACCUUGUUUACAAAGUAUGAGUGCUGCUAUCGGAGCUCUCAUCUCACACGAUAAAUCUGCUGCCAAGCUUCUACUCGAUAUAAGCACAAGAGAAUUAUUUGCUGCUUCGUUUGGUCUGUCUAGUUCUGAUUCUUCUAGAAUAGCAGUUGCACAGUCUCUCACAAGCUUGCUUGCUAAUGGAGAAAUUGCUAAUUUGAAUGAAGAAGAUGCUGAUUUAGAAAAGGGAAAUGGUCAAAUGCUUGUUAUGGAUGCUCUGUCUGCAUGUUGCCUUAGUGCCAAAGUUCCUCAGGAUUCUAGAACUUGGGCUGCGAAAUCGCUCGUAACAAUGCUAGCUAAUCAUGCUCAAACAACUUCUUCCAGUCUAAUUAUGGCCGACACAUUACAGCAAUUGCCGCAAUGUCCAACGACAAAAUUUCGUGUCCAUGAUCAUGGUGUCACAUCAAGUAUUUGGCAUCCAAGGAGGAAAAUGCUAGCAACUAGUGGAACGGGCUUACAUGUUUUAUUUUGGAGUCAAUCAUCAUCUGAUGCAUCCUUGUUUCAAUUGCAACAUACGUGUAAAUUCACUCGACCUGAAUUGAGAUCCGGUAAUGAUAGAGUCGUUUUAACUCUCGAUGAGGAGAUGGAAAGAGAGGAAGAAGAUGAGAACAAGCCUAGAUUAGAGGAUGCAGAAGUUAAAAAUAACGCAGAGGAGAAAAAUUUGAGACCAGAAAUUAGGAAUCUGUGUUGGAAUGCAAACGGAAAACUUGUAGCUGCCUCUGUUAAUAGUGCUGUUAAUGUUUGGCCAACCGCAAGUUCUGUUGGCCAUCUUGAAAUUUUACCAAGUGAGGUAACUGCAAUGUGUUGGCCGACAUAUCGUGGUCCUAUUGAAGGAGGUGCAGGACAUGGAGUUGAUACAUUACUAGUUGGAUGCGGCAACGGAACUCUGAGUUUGAUUGAUGUUUUUGAUGCUUCAACAUUUCACAGAAAAGAAAUCAGUCAUUGUGCGAGAAGAAAUGUCGCUGUCACUCAUGUCGCAUGGUAUCAUGAAGAUCAGGCAUUUGUGGCCGGUUAUUCUGAUGGAAAAAUUUUGUUUGGAAUGAGGAAUUUAACGAUGCAUAACAACACUAGAACAAUUGACGCUCAUUAUAAUGAAAUAUCACAACUCAUAUGGAAUGCAUCAGGCACUAUUCUACUCACUGGUGGCAAAAAUGAGUCAACUAUUAAGCUGUGGCAAAUGUGCAGUGAUAUUUGGAUAGCUGUUCAUAGAUUUCAGCAUUCUUCGUCAGUACAAUCUGUAUCUAUAUCUCGAGUAUUGGACAACAAAUCUACAUUAGUGGCAUGUGGUCUCGAAGAUGGUAGAAUCCACGUUUGGUCUGUUACGUCGAAAUCUGAGGAAGAUAUCACCGCUCAAGAUGAUGAACAAUUACUACCAGUCGCUUCAGAUACGAGUGCAAACCAAUCUGAAAGCGUUCAAGAUAUCAAGAAGAAUAUAAAAUUGUCAAAAAGUGAAACGGCUAUAAUAGGUAAUGAAAAGGACUCAAGUGCUCAUCAAGUUUUUACUUUGUACGGUCACAAAGGCCCUGUGACAGCAUUAUGUAUUGAUUCAACUGGACUUGUGUUAUGUAGUGGUGGCCAAGAAGGUUGGACCAAUAUUUGGUCUUUACAGAAUGGUUCUAUAUUACAAACUCAUGUUGCUGAAAAGUCUGAAUCAGUGAAUUGUUUACAAUGGAUUGGUGAAGGUGUUCUUGUAACUGGUUUAAUAAAUUCACGGGAAAUUACAACAAUGCAGAUUCCUCCAAAACCGUGGAUUGAAAAAUAUGGUUUGUUAUCACAAGCUCGGACUUCACUUCUCCGCCAGAAUAUGGUCCGUGGAUUUGGUACAACUGAUUGCUUUCAGAUUCUUAUCAAUAAAUUUCCGGAGAUAAUAUUGGAACAAUACAACUAUGAAAAGAGUGAAAUUGAUGCUGGGAAUCAACUAGUUCAUUCCUCUUUCUUACAAUCUCUUAUUGCAAUUUGUAUUGGACUUGAUCUCACUUCAACUAUUUCAUAUCCGCUAUCUCCAAAGAUCACAAAACUCCCUAACAAAGACAAUGUCAAAGAGGAUUGGACAUGGUUAGUUGACUUGCAUACUUGUACCGAAGCAGUGAAGUCAUUAUACCAUCGGACUUCGUUUCAUCCUGAGUUUGAAAUCUCAGAAAAAUAUCAAAAUGAAGUAUUAGAAGAAGAUGUUGAUAUCCCUACUUCAUCUAGAAAUAACAAGGAUUCUUAUGAAGGAAUAAAGUAUUCAGCUCAUGAUAAUCAACAUUGGACUUUGAAUAUGGACAGACAAGUUAUGAUGUGGGCAAUGCAAAGACCGGAAGAUUGGCAACCAGGUGGAAAAUGUGAUGUUUAUUUCUCUGGUGGAGGUAGAAGUGGACAACUCGCUGAAUUAGGAAGAGAAAUUAAGUUGUUUACGAAAGCAGAAUCUUUUUCGCAGGCACAACAGGUUGUUUGCGGACAAAAUUGCACAUUUAUGUUACAAAGUAAUGGCAGUGUUUCUGCUUGCGGUGAAGGGAGUUAUGGAAGAUUGGGUCAAGGAAAUUCUGAUGACUUGAAUACACUUUCUGUAGUUACAGCCUUGCAAGGCUUUGUGGUGACUCAACUUGCAACAUCAACUGGUAGUGAUGGUCAUUCACUGGCUCUUACUGAAUCUGGUGAAGUAUUUUCAUGGGGAGAUGGUGAUUAUGGGAAACUUGGACAUGGAAAUAGUGACAGACAAAGAAGGCCAAGACAAAUCGAGGCUUUACAAGGAGAAUCUGUUAUACAGGUUGCAUGUGGAUUCAAGCAUUCAGCUGUCGUAACCUCUGAUGGAAAAUUAUUUACGUUUGGAUAUGGAGAUUAUGGUAGACUAGGUCAUGGUAGUAGCAUUAAUAAAAAAUUUCCAGAACAAGUUACCGGCUUUGAUGGAGCUUUAAUAGGACAGGUUGCUUGCGGUCUAAACCAUACACUAGCGUUAUCUCAGGAUGGUGAAACACUAUGGGCGUUUGGUGAUGGUGACUAUGGAAAGCUUGGUCUUGGUAAUACCAGUUCCAAAUUAGUGCCAAAUAAAGUGGACGGAGCUUGUAGUUUAUCAAUAAAGAAAAUUUGCGCUGGUACUCAAUUCUCUGUCAUCUUAACAAAAUCAGGCGAAGUUCUCAGCUUUGGACAAGAUCGACUGACAGGACAACCAGAUGGUAGAAAUCGGGGAUCGACUUCGAGACCUCAACUUAUACCAGCACUCAUGUCACAUGUUAUUAUCGAUAUUUGUACCGGUGCAGAACAUACUGUCGCUCUAACUUCGGAACGACUCGUGUUUGUUUGGGGAUCAAAUUCAGAUAGCCAGCUUGGACUUGGCCACACUGAGUGUGUGAGAGCACCAACACUAUGUGAACAACUCUCAGGAAAAAAGAUAACUCAAAUAUCAGCAGGUCGUAAUCAUACGUGUGCAUGGACUGCUCCUGUUAUCAAAUCAAAAAAUACAAGAACUGGGGGAACAGUCCCAAAGGGGUCAGAUUCUGCGUCACAUUUACAUGAGACCCGGUCGCUUAGAAUGGGAACACCAGACAAUAUACCGGCACAAUACAAUCAUUUGAUUCAUCUACCAAUUGAAGUUAUUCGAUCAAGACUUCUUAUUCUGCAUUACUUUUCUGACCUGAUGGCGACUUCAUGGCGAAGUUUUAAUUUGGUGUCAUCCAAAGGGGUCAACAAAGAUUCAAAAUACAAUGUUGUUACAAAUGCUUUCAAAGAUGGUUCAAUGCAACCUUUAUUAUCUUCAAAAGUCAGCUCACUAGCAUUGGUGAGAUCAUUGGGUAAAACAAUGGUGCAAGGCAGGAACUAUGGUCCACAUAUAACCGUACGCAGAUUCUCACUCAAUGGAAAGAGAUGUAAAUCUAUCUUUUCUCAGAUUUCUAAACAGGUUGUAAAAUUGAAUCCCGCAGAACUUCGACUUCCUGCAAGAGCAUGGAAAGUUAAAUUACUCGGUGAAGGGGCAGAUGAUGCUGGCGGUGUGUUUGACGAUACUAUAACUGAAAUGUGUAAAGAAUUGGAAUCCGGUGUAUUGAAUCUUUUUAUACCAACUCCUAACAGUGUGUCUGGUGUCGGACUCAAUCUUGACAGGUUUUUACUCAAUACUUCUCUGACAUCGAAAGAACAAAUUUCGAUGUUUCGUUUCAUCGGAAUAUUGUUUGGUGUUGCAAUAAGAACAAAGAAACCUCUGGAUCUACAUCUGGCACCCUUGUUGUGGAAACUCAUUGCAGGUGUUUCCACCAACGUAGAAGAUAUAGAAGGAGUUGAUUUACUUUUCGUUCAAACAUUGAGAGGAAUCAGCCAUAUAGAUUCAUCUGGUGUUACUGCACAAAAUUUUCAUGAGGUGAUUCCGCUUGAAUUUUUUGUCGGUCAAAAUUCUCAGGGAAAAUUUGUUCCAAUUAUGCCUGGUGGUCAAGGUAUUCAUCUAACUUUUGAAAACAGGAAAGAAUAUGUGGAACGAGCGACAGAUUUCCGAAUUCAUGAAUUUGAUCAACAGGUUGCUGCUAUAAGAGAAGGAAUGUCUCGUAUUAUACCAGUUCCACUUUUGUCACUUUUAACAAACGAUCAACUGGAAGUUUUAGUCUGUGGAGCCAGAUAUGUGGAUAUACAUAUGUUGAAAGUUAUUGCAAGAUAUAGAGAUGUAGAAGAAGAUUCUAAGUUGAUCACAUGGCUAUGGCAAGCUUUAGAAGAUUUCAGUAAUAAUGAGAGAGUUUUGUUUCUAAAAUUUGUAUCUGGUAGAUCAAGACUUCCUGCUAAUGUAGUUGACAUACCACAGAAAUUUCAGAUCACAAAAAUUGAAAGGCCAAUUGACAGUCUACCCACUAGUCAAACAUGCUUUUUCCAACUUCGACUACCUUCGUACUCUAGUCAAGAAGUAUUAGCUGAAAAAUUACGUUAUGCAAUACACAAUUGUAUUUCUAUCGACAUGGAUAACUAUAUGUUGAUGCGAAAUACAGAGAAUGACGAUUUUUCCGAUGGAUCUGAUGUUUGAUAUAAAACAUAGGAAAAUAUAAACCCAGAUUUUUCACUGUGUUUAGGGAAUAUUUCAUUUUAAAACUGUGAUAUAAUAUUAGCCUAAAACAUGAGAUAUUUGUAAUAAAAUAAAAUAUAUGGUAUCUCUUUUUCCAAGAAGAUAUAUUUGAUAUAUUAACUUGUAUACACACGAAUCAUAUUAUAUAUCUAUAUUGUCAUAAUGACAAAAAAAAAAUUUUUGAAAAUAGAAAAUUCUUUAAAAUAGUAAAAUGCAAAUUUGAUAUCUUCUAUUGCCUUUUACUUGAUCUCUUCAAUUGUUUUUUGAUUUGUGAGUUUGAAAAAAGUUUUUUAAGUUGAAGAAACAUUUCAAAAAGUUGGAAAGGAAUUGUAUUUUAGCCGCGUGCUGCCUGUUUACUUAUAUAUACCACCUUUAUAAAAUGCAUAUUUAUGUUAACAAACUCAUAAUCUAGUCAAAUUUUUCUUUAAUAAAAAUGUACGCCACAAUGAACACCAAUCGAGAUGCCUUGGAGAUCUGAUCUCAAACUUUAACUAGAAAGUAGAUAUGGUUUGGUCUCUGUUCAAUUGUAUUCAUGUUAAACAAUAUACGGUGUGAAUUACUUAAUAAACGAAUAAGGUAUGAAGUUAGAUGUA